Spea bombifrons (plains spadefoot toad) is the source of this 1964-nucleotide messenger RNA. It is a transcript of the gene RHOT2, whose product is annotated as ras homolog family member T2. Gene Ontology annotation, molecular function: calcium ion binding; GTP binding; GTPase activity. The record is from RefSeq and is a predicted model, not a curated record. Bases 70 to 1920 code for a protein of 616 amino acids. The transcript is spliced from 19 exons. NCBI's taxonomy places the organism in Eukaryota, Metazoa, Chordata, Amphibia, Anura, Pelobatidae. Gene Ontology annotation, cellular component: mitochondrial outer membrane. Gene Ontology annotation, biological process: mitochondrion organization; small GTPase-mediated signal transduction.
CGGAAGCGGAGGCAGCCAGUCGCUUGCUGGUCCUCCGCUUACCCGGAAGUUGGAGGUGACACCGGAGCCAUGAAGCGGGACGUGAGGAUCCUCCUGCUGGGGGAGGCCCAGGUGGGGAAGACGUCCCUGGUUAUGGCUCUGGUGGGCGAGGAAUUCCCUGAUGAGGUCCCGGCGCGCGCCGAAGAAAUCACCAUACCGGCCGACGUCACCCCGGAGCGAGUCCCGACGCACAUCGUGGAUUUCUCAGAAGCGGAGCAAACGGAGGAGGAACUCCUGGAGGAAGUAACAAAGGCGAACGUCGUGUGCGUGGUGUACGACGUCACGGACUUAAACACCAUCGAGAAGAUCUCAUCCAAAUGGAUCCCCCUGGUGAACGGCAACGCAGAACGGAAUUACAGGCUUCCCAUCAUCCUAGUGGGCAAUAAAUCCGACCUGCAGUGCGGCAGCUCCAUGGAGGCCAUCUUACCCAUUAUGAACCAGUUCUCUGAGAUAGAGACCUGUGUGGAGUGUUCAGCAAAAAACUUGAAGAAUAUCUCUGAGGUCUUCUAUUACGCCCAAAAGGCGGUUCUGCACCCCACGGCACCGCUGUACGACCCCGAGGAGAAGCAGCUGCGGCCGCAGUGCAUUAAAGCUCUGACCCGAAUCUUCAGCAUCUCCGAUCAAGACAACAACCAGAUCCUGAGCGACGCAGAACUCAACUAUUUCCAGCAGUCCUGCUUCGGGAACCCGCUGGCGCCCCAAGCCUUGGAAGACGUGAAGAUGGUGGUGAGGAAGAACACGGCAGACGGCGUGCGGGAGAACGGACUUACACUGACCGGCUUCCUCUUCCUGAACACCCUGUUCAUCCAGCGCGGCCGCCACGAGACCACCUGGACCAUUCUCAGACGCUUCGGCUACGACGACGCGCUGGAGCUGACGGAUGACUACCUCUACCCCCCGAUCCGCGUCCCUCACGAUUCCUCCACCGAGCUCAAUCACUUCGGGUACCAAUUCCUGCAGAAGGUGUUCGAGAAGCACGACCUGGACGGCGACGGGGCUCUGAGUCCGGGCGAGCUGCAGAGUUAUUUCAGUGUCUUCCCCUACACCCCGUGGGGGCCGGAGCUUCACAGCACGGUGUGCACGGGCGAGCGGGGCUACCUGCCUCUGCACGGCUACCUGUGCCAGUGGAUGAUGGUGGCGUACCUGGACGUCCAUCGAUGCCUCGAGCACCUCGGUUACUUGGGAUACCCCAUCCUCUGCGAGCAGGAAAGCCAGACUCAAGCCAUCACGGUCACUCGGGAGAAGAGAAUAGACCUGGAAAAAGGACAGACGCAGAGGAACGUUUUCCUGUGUAAAGUCAUCGGCCCCCGGGGGACGGGGAAAUCUGCCUUCCUGCGGACGUUCCUGGGGCAGAGCCUGGAGGAGCAGCUGCAGAGGCGUCACGAGUCUUCUCUGUACUCUGUGAACACGGUGCUGGUUGGAGGUCAAGAGAAAUAUCUCAUUCUCUUCGAGGUGGACGUGGACACGGAGUUUUUGAAGGCAUCAGACGCUGCCUGUGAUGUCGCUUGUCUCAUGUAUGAUGUCAGCGAUCCAAAGUCCUUCAAUUACUGUGCCAGCAUCUAUAAGCAGCACUACAUGGAGAGCCAGACGCCAUGCCUGUUCGUGGGCUGUAAGUCCGACCUCGGGGAAGUGAAGCAGCAGCACGGGAUCUCGCCCUCCGAGUUCUGCCACAAGCACCGGCUGCCCCCGCCGUAUCACUUCACCUGCCAGGGGGUCCCGGACAAGGUCGUCUACAACAAGCUCGCCACGGCUGCUGCCUUCCCCCACCUGCAUGACACGGAGCUCAGUACCGCGUCAUUCUGGCUGAGAGUGGCCCUGGGGGCCACAGUCGCCGCCGUUGUUGGAUUCACACUCUUCAAAGCGCUGCAACGGAGCAAAUGACCCGCAGCGUCCCCUCUAACCCGAUGACUCUGCCUACAGACGUU